This is a messenger RNA of Physella acuta, 638 nucleotides long. RefSeq lists its product as uncharacterized. NCBI's taxonomy places the organism in Eukaryota, Metazoa, Mollusca, Gastropoda, Physidae. The record is from RefSeq and is a predicted model, not a curated record.
UGAUGACUCACAACAGUGGGAGUUGGCUGCUGAAAUAAAUUUUGUGACACCUAUAAAAUGAGAACGGUUUUUGAUGAUACUUUUUAUUAACAUUCACACGAUUCAGACAAUCCUUUUAAAAUGUCUCAAAUCGAAGUCGCUGCUCUAGCUGGCGCUGCAGGUAUCAUAAGUAUGGGGAGUCUACUGCAUCUGGUUGGCAUGGUAACGCCGAAUUGGAAAGACGUUGGUGCAGGCACUAUUGGACUAUGGGAAAUCUGUUUCUCGGGGGAAUGUGAAACCAUAGAGGACAAAGCAGAUUGGCUUAUAGCAUGCGAUUUCCUUUCUGUGAUGGGUGUGUUAACCAGUGUUGCUGCCAUCGUGUUGAUCGCUUUCAUUUUCUUCAACGCGCUCAAAGGUCGUCCACAACACUCAAAGAUUCAUAUUUUCCUUAUUGCAAGCACCACAAUAGCAGCUACAUUUAUCAUCAUAUGUAUCAUCAUAUUUGCAAGCAAAACGGCACACACCUUGAAAAUUAGGCAAUCCUUCUACCUCUCCACUGCGGGCGGAGUUUUGAUCAAAAUAGGGGGGAUAAUCGGAUUUAUCAUCAGCAGACGAUUGAGUUGCGGCCCAAAGUAACCCAACGAUUUUUAAUGUAUUAC